Molecule: messenger RNA, 1115 nt
Organism: Hevea brasiliensis (rubber tree)
Lineage: Eukaryota; Viridiplantae; Streptophyta; Magnoliopsida; Malpighiales; Euphorbiaceae
Product: alpha N-terminal protein methyltransferase 1
Exons: 8
Coding region: 5-967 (320 amino acids)
Biological process (GO): N-terminal protein amino acid methylation
Cellular component (GO): cytoplasm
Molecular function (GO): methyltransferase activity
Source: RefSeq, a predicted model, not a curated record
CGCAAUGGAUAUGGACCUAUUUGCAGCAGCCCAUGUCGUACGGCCAGUCGUUCCCUCCAGAUUUGGAACCUUUCCUACUAGUUACCGCGUCAUUUCUACAAGCGUCUGCUUCCACUAUCAAGUAAAGGCGUCUCAGAUGGAGGUCGCUGGCUCCGAUUCCGAUGGCCGCGAGUUCAAGAACGCAGACGAGAUGUGGAGGGAACAAACCGGUGACGAUAACAAGAAGACCCAAUGGUAUCGCGAAGGCGUUGCCUACUGGGAAGGCGUGGAGGCAUCGGUGGAUGGAGUUUUGGGUGGAUAUGGGCGCGUGAAUGAUGCUGAUGUGAAGGGCAGUGAAGCUUUUCUUCAGGCCCUGUUUUCCGAAUGUUUUGUCGACGGUGGAAUUGACCGGCAUCUUGUUGCUCUUGACUGUGGUUCUGGCAUUGGGAGAAUCACCAAGAAUCUUCUCUUACGAUAUUUUAAUGAGGUUGAUCUUCUUGAGCCAGUCUCACAUUUCCUAGAUGUUGCCCGUGAAAGUUUGGUCUACGAAAAUCAUAUGGCCUCAGAUACACACAAGGCCACUAAUUUUUUUUGCACUCCACUUCAGGAAUUCACACCAGCUGCUGGAAGAUACGACGUUAUUUGGGUUCAGUGGUGUAUUGGGCAUCUCACAGAUGAUGAUUUUGUUUCAUUUUUCAAGAGAGCAAAGGUUGGCCUCAAACCUGGUGGGUUUUUUGUCCUGAAGGAAAACACUGCACGAAGUGGAUUUAUAUUGGACAAAGAAGAUCGAAGCAUUACUAGGUCUGAUGUGUUCUUCAGGGAGCUCUUUUGUAGGUGCGGAUUGCAUCUUUAUAAAUCAAAGGAUCAGAGGGGAUUUCCCAAGGAACUAUUUGCUGUGAAGAUGUAUGCUUUAAUGCCAGAUAUGCCGAAGAAAAUCAGUAAGACUAGAUCCAAAACACAUGCAAAUAGGCCUGGCAUAAUCAAAUAAGGAUUUAGUCUCUCAAAGCUUCUAAAAUUGUUGUAAAAGGUGUUCUACUUUUCCAAUAUAAAAGCAGAUGUACAUGCUGUGACACCCAUGCAAGAGUAGACAGAAAUUGCAUUUUUCUACAUUCCUAAUGAAUUCGUUCUUCUUUGUA